Messenger RNA from Purpureocillium lilacinum, 2643 nucleotides. RefSeq lists its product as uncharacterized. The record is from RefSeq and is a predicted model, not a curated record. Gene Ontology annotation, molecular function: zinc ion binding; DNA binding; DNA-binding transcription factor activity, RNA polymerase II-specific. Lineage: Eukaryota; Fungi; Ascomycota; Sordariomycetes; Hypocreales; Ophiocordycipitaceae. Gene Ontology annotation, biological process: DNA-templated transcription; regulation of DNA-templated transcription.
AUGCCCGACCCGGGCCUCGCGCCCUUCACGACCGUGUUCCGCGCCGGCGGCGACGCGCAGCACCGCGUGCGCCGCAACCGCCUGGCCGUCUCGUGCACCGCCUGCCAGCGGCGCAAGUCCAAGUGCGACCGGCGGCAGCCCUGCGGCGCGUGCGAGAAGCGCGGCGACGCCGAGGCCUGUCACUUUGGAAGCUCCGCGACGACGACGGCGGCCGUGACCGGCGGCGGAGGGGGAGGAGGAGUCGGUCGAGCCGCCGGCGGCAGGGCGGGACAGAGAGGAAGGUCCGAGGUGCAGCUGCGGCUCAACCGCCUCGAGGAGAUGGUCAAGGGCCUGGCUGAUGCAAAGGCAACGCGCCGGCAGCAGAGCGGACGGGAGCCGCUCGGUGAAGGCAAGGGCGCGGCGAGCAGCAACGGGGCGCCUGUUCCGAGGCAUCACCGCAUCGUCUUGACGGACGAGGCCGACGACGAGGAUGGGCACGGCGACUACCACGGCGCGACGUCGUGGGCCGCGCUCGUCGACAGCAUCCACGACAUCCAGACGCUCCUCAGCCAGAGCGACGACCAGGACGAGCCGGCAGCGGCAGACGCGGGCCCGCGCCUGCCCGCCAUCGGGCCCGAGGGCCACGACGUGCUCUUCCCCGGCGUGCAGCCCGUCAGCGUCGCCGACAUCGUCGGGACGCUGCCGCCGCGGGCCGACGCCGACCGCCUGCUGGGGCUCUUUUUCAACGCAAAGUUCAUCUCCAAGCCGUUCUUGCACGCGCACCAGUUCCGGCGGCGGUACGAGGCGUUCUGGGCGGACCCCGCGUCGGCGCCGCUGCUCUGGGUCAGCAUCAUGUUUUCCGUCCUGUCGGCGGGCGUGACGGUGGCCAAGGCGCGGGAUCGGGGUCUGGUUGCGCGGCUGCGAGAGGAGCGGCGACAGCGAGGGCAGGCAUCGCAACAGGUUGAUCACCACCAGCAGCAGCAGCAGCGGGCGCAAGCGCGGUCCGACAACAGCGACGACGACGACAACGUCGACAAUGUCGACAACCCCGAGGUCGCGUUCCGCGUCAAGGCCGCGCAGUGCCUCGUCGCGGGCAAGUACCUCCGCGCGCGCGCCCUGUCCGUCGAGGCGCUCGUCAUGUACGCGCACUGCUGCAACAUCCAGCAGCACGACUCGGACUCGACGCUCUGGAGCCUGUACGAGGUGGGCGUGCGGCUCGCGCAGAAGCGCGGCUACCACCGCGACGCGGCGCGCAUCGGGCUGCGCCUGACGCCCUUCGAGGCCGAGAUGCGCCGCCGCACCUGGUUCAUGGUGCAGUCGUCGGACCUGCUCUUCUCCUUCCAGCACGGCGUGCCCUCGUCCGUCGACGACGCCCUCUGCGACGUCGCCCACCCGACCAACCUCGCCGACGAGGACUUUGACGAGCGGUCGGACCCCCUGCCGCCGCCGAGGCAGCCCGUCGACCCCCUGCCCAUCCUCGCCUACGUCGUCAAGUCGCAGCUGUGCCGCGUCCUGCGCCGCGUCGUCCGCCUCACCCUCGACCCGGAGCCGGGCCCGCCGCCGUACGCCCGCGUCCGGGAACUGCACGACCAGCUGACGGCCUGGCACGACGGGAUCCCCCCCUGCCUGCGCGUCCGGCCCGUCCGCGACACGGCCUUUACCGACCAAAACUACACCAUCAUGCACCGCCUCAUGCUGGAGCUCAUGUACCUCAAGACGCUGUGCGUGCUGCACCGCCCGUUCCUGACAGUGGGCCACGACGACGACGACGACGAUGACGACCAAGGCAAAGGCGACGACGGGCCGGCCUUUUCGCGGCGCGUGUGUCGCGAGGCCGCCGUCCGCCUCCUCGAGCUGCACCUCGACGUCGACGCCGCCAUGCGGCCCGGCGGCAGGAUGCACGAGGACCGCUACAUGGUCUCGAGCCUGACGUACCACCAUUUCCUGCUGGCGGCCAUGGUGCUGUGCCUCGACCUCAGCGAGUCGACCGACUACAGCCUCGACGAGAGAGCAAGCCGCACCCGCCUCCUCCACGCCAUCCACGCCGUCUGGUCCUCCCGCGCGGCGACAUCCCGCGACGCUGCCCAUGCCACGCGCAUCCUGCGCGCCAUCCUCAGCCGUGUCGAGACGCCGCCCAGCGACGCCUCCCCUCCCGCCGCCUCGGCCACGGCGUCGGCCCCGACCUCCUCCGUAUCUGUUAGCCCGCCUGGCGGUCUUGCCGCCGACGCGUCCUACUCAUCCUCCUUCUCCAUCUCCGCGUCCCCCUCCGCGACCGCCACCGCCACCGCCAGCCCCGACACCGCGGCGAGUAGUAGCGGCGCCGUUGCCUCGGCGAUGAUGCACGACGGCACGUCGCCUGCCGUCCCCGGCGGAGUCAAGGCCGCGGCGGCCCUCAUGGCGCCCCCGCCUGCGCCGGCCCUCGCCCCGGUGCCCGUGUCCCUGCCGCUCACUCCGGGGCCGCAAGCACCGCCUCAAUACGACUACGGCGUCAUGGACGUGGAUGACGACUACCCCGUCAACUUUGACGAGAUGCCCCAGCUGGACAGCUUCUUCUCGAGCCCCGACGGCGUCGACUGGCACUCCAUCGACCAGUUCCUUCGCCUCGACCGCUCCAUGACAGACGCCUACAACGACCAGACUCUCCUCACGGACGUCGGGCCCUGA